AUGCCUCUGCGUCCGGCAGCCGGCAAACAUGAGCCACACAGCCCUCCUCGGCAGGACCAGCAGCAGCAGCGGCAGCACGCACACACACACACACAGACACACACACUCACACACACACACCCUUACACACACGCAGCCGACAGCAGCCGGGGGGCCAACACUGACAGCGGCAGCUCCCGGGAAGAGGACGGCGGCGUUCACGUUACUGGCGGCGUUCCUGCUUUCCAUCCCGGUCCGGAGUGGAGCCCCGGUGCAAGUGGACCCAUGGAGGAACCGACUGGCAACACCGUGGUCAUCCGCAUCGGAAUCCCGGACCUGCAGCAGACGAAAUGCAUGAAAUUCAAUGUGGACGCUCCUAUCUGGCUAUCCAAACAGCGGAUCCUGUGUACUCUCAACCAGAGCCUGAAGGAUGUACUCAACUAUGGCCUCUUCCAGCCAGCUUACAAUAGCAAGGCUGGCAAGUUUCUGGAUGAGGAAAGACAGCUGAGGGAAUAUCCGUUCCCCUCCAUUGCUCCUGUACCAUACCUGGAGUUCCGUUAUAAGAGGCGUGUCUACACUCAGACUUACUUGGAUGACAAGCAGCUGUCAAAACUCCACACAAAGGCAAACCUAAAGAAAUUUAUGGAGUAUGUUCAGCAGAGGAACGUUGAAAAGGUCUCAAAGUUCCUGGAAAAGGGCCUGGAUCCCAACUUCCAUGAUCCAGACACAGGAGAAUGUCCUCUAACGUUGGCAUCUCAGUUGGAGGGCUGUGCGGAGCUCAUCAAGGUGCUGAAGAAUGGAGGGGCUCACCUGGACUUCAGAACAAAAGAUGGCAUCACUGCUCUUCAUAAGGCUGUGCGCACCAAGAACCAUACAGCACUCAUUACGUUAUUGGACCUGGGUGCAUCACCAGACUACAAGGACAGUAGGGGACUGACUCCUCUGUACCACAGCUCCAUGGUAGGAGGAGACCCCUACUGCUGUGAGCUGCUGCUUCACGACCAUGCACAGGUCGGCUGUGUGGAUGAGAAUGGCUGGCAAGAGAUACACCAGGCAUGUCGCCACGGCCAUGUGCAGCACCUGGAGCACCUGCUGUUCUACGGCGCCAACAUGAGCGCUCAGAACGCAUCUGGAAACACCGCCCUUCAUGUGUGUGCACUCUACAACCAGGAUAGUUGUGCGCGAGUUCUCCUGUUUCGAGGAGCAAAUAAAGAGAUCAAGAACUACAACAGCCAGACAGCCUUUCAGGUGGCGAUUAUAGCAGGGAACUUUGAUCUGGCUGAAAUCAUAAAGAUCCACAAAGCAUCAGAUGUUGUGCCUUUCAGGGAGACCCCCUCCUAUACCAACCGUCGACGUGUGAUGCCCAGCACCCUGCCCUCCCCACGCUCCCUGCUCCGCUCUGCUAGUGACAACAACCUGAAUGGGGAUCACGACAUCGGUCAUGGUCAGAGCACACGGGAAACCCGCGGCCGCCAAGGCCACUCCCCAGUCCCUUCGUUGCGCAGCUUGCCUGCUCUGGGGCAGCAGCACAGCAGCCUUGGAGAGACCCGUCAUGGGGAAGUCCCCGACAGCAGUCUCCAGAGCACAGGCAGCUCCAGAUCGUCCCAUUCCCGUUCCCCAUCACUCCAUCACAUGCACGAGGAGGAUAAGCCAGUCCCCAGGAGGUCUCACAGCCACGGUUACCCCCAUGGUCAUGGCCCUCGUGGAAGACUCAGCCCUGGGACAGUUCAGCGAGACCCCAGCCCCCCUCAUCACACUCCUCCAGCGCUGACGGGCCCCCGAGGGCCCAAGCGGAAACUCUACAGCGCCGUCCCAGGACGUACCUUCAUUGUGGUCAAGCCCUACACGCCACAGGGAGAGGGAGAGAUCCAGCUCAACCGCGGAGAGAGGGUCAAAGACUAUGACUGUAAUGACGUAGAAGUGCUGAGUAUAGGAGAAGGUGGCUUCUGGGAGGGUACGGUGAAAGGGAGGACAGGCUGGUUCCCAGCGGACUGUGUAGAAGAAGUUCAGAUGCGACAGUAUGACCCACGGCUAGAGACUCGGGAGGACCGCACGAAGAGACUUUUUAGACACUACACUGUGGGAUCCUAUGACAACUUCACCUCAUACAGUGAUUACAUCAUAGAGGAGAAGAAUGCUGUUUUGCAGAAGAAAGAAAACGAGGGCUUCGGCUUUGUCCUGCGGGGAGCCAAAGCCGAGACGCCCAUCGAGGAGUUCACACCCACCCCAGCCUUCCCCGCCCUGCAGUACCUGGAGUCUGUGGACGUGGAAGGGGUGGCCUGGAGGGCCGGCCUGAGGACAGGAGACUUCCUCAUUGAGGUGAACGGUGUGAACGUGGUUAAGGUGGGCCAUAAGCAGGUGGUGUCUCUGAUCCGGCAGGGGAACAACAGGCUGCUGAUGAAGGUCGUGUCCGUCACACGCAAGCCCGAGUCUGAGGAGGUCGUCCGCAAAAAAGCUCCCCCGCCACCGAAGAGGGCUCCCAGCACAACUCUGACUCUGCGCUCCAAGUCGAUGACCGCUGAGCUGGAGGAACUGGCUUCUGCUCGGAGGAGAAGAGGAGAGAGGCUAGAUGAGAUGUUGGCCUCCCAGGAGCCCAUGCUGCGUUCGCAACCCUCGGAGGUAGAUUACAGAGCAGCAACUGUCAAACAGCGGCCUACCAGCAGGAGGAUGACACCAGCAGAGAUCAGUUCGCUGUUUGAGAGACAAGGCAUGACCCUACAUGGAGGGCUUCACCCAGGCAUAGAAAGAGGUCACAUACCGCUACCCAAAGGGAUGUCAAGGACAAAGUCUUUUGGUGCCACCGAGGAGGAUCAUCUGUCUGCCCUGGCAGGCGAGCACCGCUUCCCCCGCAGCUCCUCUAUGACAGACAGUCUUCGAGACCACUCCCAGUCCUAUCCCAUCCCUCCUCCACCUCAAACAGCACCUCCACCCCCUCCCUCUUUAUACUACCUAGACACUGGCCCUCCCCCAACCUUCUGUCCCCCUCCUCCCCCCUCCCGUGCCCAGAGUCAGGGCCAUGAGCCUGGGGGACGCUCUAGCUUCAAGCCUUCGUCCCUAGACCUGCCCUACGAGGUCUCCCAGAGGCACGCCGCGCAUGUCGAGAGACAGAAGAAGGCCCGUUCUAUGAUCAUCCUUCAGGACUCCUCUCAUCUUCCUGUAGAACCAACUGAAAUUCCUCGUCCUGCUGCUGCUACCCCACCUGAGCGAAUCAAAAGGAAAGGUCGCGUGAUCGACAACCCCUACGCCAAUGUGGGACAAUUUAGUAUUGGACUGUACACUCCCACCAAGCCCCAGAGGAAGAAAAGCCCCCUGGUCAAACAGUUACAGGUGGAGGAUGCCCAAGAAAGGGCUAGUUUGGCCUUAGCUGCUGCCCACUCCAGAGAGACCUCCCCAUCAGGCCGACACCCACAUCCCCAUGGGCACACACAUACCAGCCGUGCAGACUACUACCAGCAGCAGCUGAUGGCAGAACGAGAGCGAAUGCGCACCCAGGGAGAGGCUCUGCUCCAAGGCAAGGGGCCCUUUGCUGCGGCUAUCGCCGGAGCAGUGAAAGACCGUGAGCGCCGCCUAGAGGAACGGAGGAAAUCCACUGUCUUCCUGUCCGUUGGGACCAUGGAGGGGGCACCUGCAACCAGCCCAGAAGCCCCCUCCCUGACUCAGUCUUGUUCCAUGGAUGAGCGAAUGCUGACCCGAGAUCUGGGCCAGCUGCCCCCUCCUGCCUUGGCCCUGAGCCCCUCUCCUGGUGGGACCACAUUCAUCCACCCGCUCACCGGCAAGCCCCUGGACCCCAACUCACCAUUGGCUCUUGCGCUGGCCGCAAGGGAGAGGGCACUUACCUCUCAGAGCCAGUCUCCAUCCAGCAGCCCAGAGCCUAGGACUAAACAGGAGCGGGCUAGCCAAGGUGGAAUAUUCAUUGAUACCCAGACCAAAGAGUCUCAACAGGAGGAAGGGGGGCCUACAUCUCCUCCCUUCUCCCCACAAAGCGCCAAGGCAGGGGGUUAUGGGAUUGGACCUUCCACAGGGGCCACGUUAGGUCCCCAGUCCACCAAACUCCAGUGGGCCACACCUGCCUCCCCUAUAUCACUUCGACAGGAGAUGGAGGAAAGAGCAGAGGAGAGAAAGGAUGAAAAGAGAACAGAGGAUAAGAAGAGUAUGUUGAUCAGUAUCAUGGAUACAUCCCAGCAGAAGACAGCAGGGCUGAUCAUGGUCCAUGCUACCAGUAAUGGCCAGGCUGUGGGGGUGGGGUCAGAGCUUGAGCAGACUCAGGCCCCAAAGACCACUGAGCCCAGCAAGCCCCCAAGCCCUCGGGCAAAAUCUCCUAGUCCCACAGCAUCCCAGCCCCAACUCCAGACCCAGACCCAAGCCCAGCGACCUGCUAGCCCUGUCCAAGAGAAGAGUCUGGCUCAGGGCAGCUCAGAAGAGGAUGUGGACCCCUACACAGUGACCCUACCCCCUGCCAUGUUGUCCUCAAGUGAUGAAGAAACAAGAGAAGAGUUGCGUAAGAUUGGAGUGGUGCCCCCACCAGAUGAGUUUGCCAAUGGACUGCUGGCACAGGUAAAGGGGACACCAACAUCCCCAACUAAACCUGCCACCGUCCCCACCACCCCUACUAUACCUACACCCAAACCCCCCUCAACCCCAACAACCCCUAAUCUGACCCCCACCCAGCCUCUGCCUCCCCACCCCCCACCUCCACCAAGUGCAGUAGCUGUCUCAGGGAAGCCCUCUGACCCUCUGGAGCCCCCAUCAGUGGGGGAGUCUGGCUCCGCAGCUGACUCUGGAGUGGAGGAGGCUGACACACGCAGCUCCAGCGAGCGAGAGCGAGACCACCACCUCGAGACCACCAGCACCGUCUCCACGGUAUCCAGCAUGUCUACAUUGUCCUCGGAAAGCGGCGAGCCCGCCGACACACAGACCACACACACCUCCUACGCCGACGGGCAGACCUUUGUGCUCGACAAGCCGCCAGUGCCUCCCAAGCCCCGACUCAAGUCCCAGAUAGGAGGCAGUAAAGGCCCUGUCACCUUCAGGGACCCUCUGCUGAAGCAGAGCUCUGACAGUGAGCUGCUAUCACAACAACAAGCUGCUGCUUUGGCUGCUGCCGCGGCCGGUGGAGCUGGGCUGCCCUCAGGUGGAUCAGCUUCAGUGACUGGGCUUGCGCCCACCAGGCCGCGCUACCUCUUCCAGCGCAGGUCCAAGCUGUGGGGGGACCCAGUGGAGGCCCGUGGGCCUGGGGUGGGGCUCGGUGUUGGGAGUUUGGGCAAUCUGGGUGGGCUGGGGCUGGGGUUAGGAGCAGACGAGGGAGGAAAACCAUCAGUCAUGGGGGAGCUGAGUUCCAGGCUCCAGCAGCUUAAUAAAGACACAAGGUCACUGGGAGAGGAACCAUUGGGCGCAUCAUUGGACCCUGGGAGGAAAUCACCUGUGGCAGGUGCCAGACUUUUCAGCAGUCUAGGAGAGCUCCACACCAUCUCCCAGAGAAGUUAUGGCACCACAUACACCAUCCGCCCAGGCAGCCGCUACCCCGUCACCCGACGCACCCCAAGCCCAGGUUCAGGCUCGCCCGAUCGGAGCGACCCCCUUGGACGGCUCCCUGGCUUCGGCCUGCCUACAUCCCCGACCACCCCUCCCCACACCAUCCUCAAGUCCUCCAGCCUCAGUCUGCCCCACGAGCCUAAGGAGGUCCGCUUUGUGAUGAGGAGCUCCAGCGCCCGUUCUCGGUCCCCAUCCCCUUCCCCCUCUCACUCCCCCGGGUUGGGGUCACCACUCCUGGCCCUCCGGCCCUUUCACCAGAAGCCCCUUCACCUCUGGAACAAAUAUGACGUGGGAGACUGGCUGGAGAGCAUCAACCUGGGGGAGCACAGAGCAGGGUUUCAGGAGCAUGAGAUUGAAGGCUCUCACCUCCCAGCCCUGACCAAGGACGACUUUGCAGAGUUGGGAGUGACACGCGUCGGACACCGCAUGAACAUCGAACGAGCACUCAAACAGCUGCUGGAGAGCUGACCCCUGCUUUGAGACACAGGAAACGAGAGAGAGAAGGUUUGGAAAUGGAGAGACAGGGACAGAGACAGCGCACUUAAAAAAAUAGUUAAACAGAAAGAGACCACUCCUCUUUUACUCUGGCUCUUUUUUAUGUCUUCAGAUUUGCAAAUGUCCCCCUCUCACAAAAUAUUAUGUUGUCCCUCUUACCCGGCGCUUAGCA
Lampris incognitus (smalleye Pacific opah) is the source of this 6178-nucleotide messenger RNA. It is a transcript of the gene shank3a, whose product is annotated as SH3 and multiple ankyrin repeat domains 3a. Gene Ontology annotation, cellular component: dendritic spine; postsynaptic density; postsynaptic membrane. The record is from RefSeq and is a predicted model, not a curated record. Lineage: Eukaryota; Metazoa; Chordata; Actinopteri; Lampriformes; Lampridae. Gene Ontology annotation, molecular function: synaptic receptor adaptor activity; ionotropic glutamate receptor binding.